GGAGGAGAGGCCAAACAUCCCACUGCACGCUGCAAUCCAUUCAUAUCCUCCAGAAUGCCUCACUCGGUAUCUCCGGGAACAACCCCGGCUCAAAACAAUGACGAGGGAACACUGCCAGAUGCCCCUCCAGUGGGCGAGACUCCGAAUGACGCCGAAGACAACACCGAUAACCCGCAAAAUGAAACGACAGAAGAAACUCUUGCGCAACACCUAUUUGACGACGACGACGAUGAUGAUGAAUUUCCAGCUUCGAGUGCGCCAGACACGAAGACCCCGGCGGUCGAACCGUCGGCGCCUCCACCAGCCAAAGUAGAUACCGACACCAUGCUUGCUUUCUAUCAGCGGCUCUUCCCAUUCCGCUACCUCUUCCAAUGGCUCAACCAUGGGAUCCUUCCUUCUCCGGACUUUGGAAAUCGUGAAUUUGCCUUGACACUCCAGAACGAUGCCUACCUCCGAUACCAGUCCUAUGCAACCGCAGACCUUUUUCGGAAAGAUAUCUUGAAGAUGAACCCUUCCCGUUUCGAAAUUGGUCCGGUGUACAACACAAACCCGCGUGAUCGGAAAACGCUACGAGGCGGCCAGAUGAAACCCAUCUCGAAGGAGUUGGUGUUCGAUAUCGAUUUGACAGAUUAUGAUGACAUCCGUUCUUGCUGCGUGAAGGCGAAUAUCUGCGGCAAAUGCUGGGCCUUUGUGACGAUGGCGAUGAAAGUUGUCGACACGGCGUUACGCGAGGAUUUUGGGUUCCAACACAUUCUCUGGGUGUAUUCCGGUCGUCGUGGUGCCCACGCUUGGGUUUGCGAUCCCCGUGCCCGGAAUCUUCCUGAUGACCGACGAAGGGCCAUUGCAGGUUACCUAGAUCUUAUACGGGGAGGCGCUCAAAGCGGAAAACGUGUCAAUCUAAGACGGCCUCUACAUCCCCAUAUGGCUCGGAGCUUGGAGAUUUUGAAACCCUAUUUCGCUCAGACUACACUGGUCGAUCAGGACACAUUCGCUGGCUCCGAGCAAGCCCAGCGACUUCUUUCCCUACUUCCCGACAAGUCGUUGAAUGACGCCCUGCGCAAGAAAUGGGAAUCGUCCCCGGAUCGCUCCAGCACCAGCAAAUGGGCCGACAUCGAUGCCCUCGCCAAGACCGGAAAGAGCAGUACCCUCAAACCCACCGCCCUCCGAGAUGCCAAGCAAGACGUUGUGCUAGAAUACACCUAUCCACGACUUGAUUCCGAAGUCAGCAAGAAAAUGAUUCACUUGCUGAAGAGUCCCUUCGUCAUUCACCCUGGUACUGGUCGUAUUUGUGUUCCCAUCGACGCUCGAAAGGCGGAAGAAUUUGAUCCUCUCUCGGUUCCGACUGUUACGGAGUUGCUUGCGGAAAUUGAUGCUUGGGAUGCAGAAAACCCCAAUAACAAUGGAGGUGCCGAUACCGCAGACGCUGAAGGAAGCGUGCCAAAUGGAUCGGAUGCCAGGGGCAGCCGGAAAUUGCAGGACUACGAGAAAACGAGCCUCAAGCCGUACAUCGACUAUUUCCGCUCGUUUAUUGCCGGGCUUAACAAUGAGGAACGAACUGGUAAAAGGGAACGCAACGAAGAGAAGGUAGAGGUCAAGUCUGAAGGCAUGGAAUUUUAGAGUCCCUGCUUUCUAUUUGCACCUUAUUCAUCCGAAAGGGUGUAUGAUACCGUAUUCUUGACGAUCAUUUUGGGCUUAUUUCAAGCGGGUUGGGAGUUAUUCUUUUUCUGUCACGCCGUGUUGGGUUUCAGGCGUUUGUGCUGUGCAUAUAGGUUCGAUUUUACACUUGAAUAUCAGUUCAAGGCCGCAAAUCAAUUGACC
Messenger RNA from Aspergillus steynii IBT 23096, 1818 nucleotides. RefSeq names its product DNA primase subunit PRI1. The record is from RefSeq and is a predicted model, not a curated record. The coding region runs from base 55 to 1617 and encodes 520 amino acids. The transcript is spliced from 3 exons. Gene Ontology annotation, biological process: DNA replication, synthesis of primer. Gene Ontology annotation, cellular component: alpha DNA polymerase:primase complex. NCBI's taxonomy places the organism in Eukaryota, Fungi, Ascomycota, Eurotiomycetes, Eurotiales, Aspergillaceae.